AUGAUUUUCUCCACUCUCGAUGCCUCCUUAUUCUUCAAUGGCUCUGAGGCAGAGCAAAACCAGUUUGUCAGAGACCUGAUGGACGGCUUUGAUAAGCAUGGUUUAGUCAAACUUCGCAAUCAUGGUGUUUCCGCACAGUCUCUCAUCAACACAUUCGAUGUUAGUCGUCAGUUCUUUAAUCUCCCACCGGGGGUCAAGAUGAGCGUUCACCAUAAAGGAGGGGCAUCGCCAGCCCGUGGCUAUAGCCCGUGGAGCAACGAAAAGACACACAAACUCAGAUCCUCUGUUGAGAUCCCAGAUGCAAUUGACGCAAGGGAACAAUUUGAAAUGGGCUCUCCCACCGACCAUAUCUUUCCUACCCCUUGGCUGCCUAAAUCCACAAUCCCAACCUUACGUCCCACCCUCGAAUCCUUCUACAAAGAACUGGGCUCCACCUGCCAUGGCCUUGUGACUGCCAUUGAGCUCGGCCUGCACCUCCCGGCGGGUGCCCUCACCGUGCGCUGCCGGCCGGAAAGCAGCGAGCUGCGCCUGAAUCACUACCCUUCCAUGCCCGUUGCUCAACUCGCGGACGACACCAUCACCCGCCGGAUCUGGCCACAUACUGACACGGGGAUUUUCAGCAUCUUGUUCCAUGACGGUGCGGAUGGGCUAAUGCUCGAGGAUCGACAGAAUGCAGGGCAAUGGUUGAAGGUCGAGAGCGAGGAUGUGACGGAGAUGGUGGUGAUUGUAGCCAAUACGCUGGAGAGGUGGACGAACGGGUUGCUGAGAGCAGGGGUGCAUUAUGUCGCUGCGCCGUGGACAAGUAGUGACGUUGCAGAGGAUGGAGCUACUGGGGGCGUGGCGCCGGAGAGGUUCUCGACCGUAUUGUUUCACCGGCCGAGUGCGAGCAUAUCGGUCGGGCCACUGCCUGAAUUUGUCAGUCCGGAACGGCCAGCGCAGUUUGAGGACAUGACUGCAUUGGACUACCUCAAGGCCGAAAACGGCAGAAUCUUCUAUUAA
This is a messenger RNA of Endocarpon pusillum Z07020, 999 nucleotides long. RefSeq lists its product as uncharacterized. The coding region runs from base 1 to 999 and encodes 332 amino acids. NCBI's taxonomy places the organism in Eukaryota, Fungi, Ascomycota, Eurotiomycetes, Verrucariales, Verrucariaceae. Gene Ontology annotation, molecular function: dioxygenase activity. The record is from RefSeq and is a predicted model, not a curated record. The transcript is spliced from 3 exons.